AACAUUGACGGACCGAUAUGUGCGCCAUACGCAAUCGCCCCCCAUUGAAAACACGUGUAAUCAAGGGGCUAACUAUCAACAGCAGACAUGCCGAAAGCACAAAAAGGAAAGAGCUCUGUGGAGAAGAAAGUGAUCCAUCCUUAUAGCAGAAAAGCGGCUGCUAUGAACAGAGCAGCUAUCAAACAUGAAAGAAAAGAAAAGUGGAAAAGUGACAAAGCCCUGCGUUUAAAUUUAAUCAGGGACAAACUUUUGUGGUUCCAAAGUCAGCUGGACUCCGGAAAGUUUGAAUAUUCCAAACAAGAAGUUUGUGAAAUCAUUGAGAGGUAUCUUCAUCGCUUCGACAGCGAAUUGGAACAAAUCGAGCUGGCCAACAGCAUUAAGGGACGCCAGGGGCGAGUACACUUUUCCAGAGAGACCGUCAUAAAGCAGACGAUGGAAAGAGAGCGAGCCCAGUACGAGGGGAGCGGCUUCGAGAUCCCAGAUAUAAUCAACAGCAAACAUUUAAAGACGUUCAGAGAGUGGAACGGUGAGCUGAAGAAGCUGCCCAACAUCAAGAUGCGCAAGGUUUCACCAAAAGGGCUGGAAAAAAAACACACUGCAGUGAAAGAGACACAUGCUGACGAUGAGGCAUGUGAGGAAGACAUUAAUGAUGAUGAUGAUGAUGAUGACGACGAGGCAUCCCAGGACUCUGAUGCAGAGCGUUUGGAAGAUAAAGCAUGAUACUUAACAGAGUGUUUUGUUCAGAGUGAAUGACUGGUACAGUGUGUUUGUGUGU
Molecule: messenger RNA, 775 nt
Organism: Tachysurus vachellii
Lineage: Eukaryota; Metazoa; Chordata; Actinopteri; Siluriformes; Bagridae
Gene: tma16
Product: translation machinery associated 16 homolog
Exons: 7
Coding region: 88-720 (210 amino acids)
Cellular component (GO): nucleus
Source: RefSeq, a predicted model, not a curated record